AUGCCGCCCUCCGUCACCCAAGCAUCCUUCCCAACAAAUCUUCCUCGCCGUCGCCAGACCUCCCUCCGGUGCUUCUCUUCAUCUUCUCAAGACGGGACCCCCAAGGCAAGGGGAAAUCGUCAUCUAUCUAUCUUAGAAAGUGUUCUUGCCAUAGUCUCCGUCUCCCCAACCAUCGACAACUUCACCUCCGCACUCAGUCCCACACUACGCUGA
This is a messenger RNA of Linum trigynum, 213 nucleotides long. The record is from the annotation of a GenBank genome assembly. NCBI's taxonomy places the organism in Eukaryota, Viridiplantae, Streptophyta, Magnoliopsida, Malpighiales, Linaceae.